Dentiscutata erythropus is the source of this 1782-nucleotide messenger RNA. Lineage: Eukaryota; Fungi; Glomeromycota; Glomeromycetes; Diversisporales; Gigasporaceae. The record is from the annotation of a GenBank genome assembly.
AUGGAGCAUAACUUGAAGUCUUUAGUCUUAAAGUUAGGGCUUGUCUUCUCUGCCGUUAUUAAAAUCACAAAUGCGGCCGGUGCUCCAUCAUCUUCAGACUACUUUGUGCGCUAUUUACCCGGUCUUCCUGAUCAUGCUGAUCUCAAAAUGCAUGCUGGUAUGGAUGGUGUGUUUCUUGAAUCUGGUCCCUGGAGAAUAAAUAAAAACCAGACAUUAAGUUUGAUCGAUGGUGCAUGGAACGAGUAUGCUAAUGUGCUUUAUGUUGAUCAGCCUAUUGGGACAGGCUUCAGUUUUGCGAAUAGUAAUAGUUAUUUAAGUAACGUAACACAGAUUCCUGGUCAAUUUUUACUAUUCCUUGAUAAAUUUUUUGAAAUAUUUCCUGAAUAUGUUAAAGAUGAAAUGUAUCUUACCGGUGAAAGUUUUGCGGGUACAUUUAUACCUUAUAUAGCUUCAGCUGUCUUAAAGCGUAAUAGUGAAAGAAAAAGUUCCGUUAAUCUAAGAUACAAUCUCAAAGGAAUAGCUAUUGGUAAUGGAUGGAUCGAUCCUAUCGCACAAUACAAUGCAUAUUAUACCUUUGCUUUAGAACAUAAUCUCUUAGAUGAAGAACAUAAGACUCUUACCAAGAAUCAGCUUGAUAUUUGCAUGAAAGCUCAAAAAGAAAAGGUCAGAAUUCAUUCAGAUGUCGUUGGAAAAAAAGAAACUUGCAUAAAUCAAUAUGAUAUUCGAGACCAUUCUGAUUCAUAUCCUUCAUGUGGAAUGUCAUGGCCUUAUGAACUUGAUACUGUUUCUACAUACUUGCGGCGUUCUGAUGUUAUCGGAGCUAUUCAUGCUAGUGCUCAACAAAUUGGCUGGAUAGAAUGUAAUAAUGGUGUAGGUCGUGGCUUUAAUAAUGAUCCAAGUCCACCUUCAGUUCAGUUAUUGCCUUCUAUUCUAAAACAAAUUGAUGUUUUAUUGUACACCGGAGAUCAAGAUCUCAUUUGUAACCGAAACGGUAUAGAAGAUUUGAUAAAGGGACUGGAAUGGAAUGGUGCUAAAGGUUUUCAGAAUCUUACCGAAACCCCCUGGUUUGUCAAUGAUAAGCGUGCUGGGCAUAUGAUAUCAGAACGAAAUCUCACAUAUGUAGUAGUUAAUAAUGCUAGUCAUAUGGUACCUUAUGACCAACCGGGUGCUAGUAUGGCCAUGAUGUAUUGGUUUAUUGGGCUAGAUAAACAUAUUACAACAAAAUUUUCAUCCAAAUUUGGAUAUGGGUUAGAUACCAACGUUGCUACAACUCCGAGCGCAAAUGGCACAAUUUACAAUGAUUGGGAUGGUGAUGUAUUGAAUCGAUAUUACAAUGCGGGAACUGCUACACUUAUCGUCGUUAUUUGUGGUGUCAUUGCUUUGGCUGUCUUUGUAUUUCGUGGAAGGUUUAGACGUAGGAAAAGUGUUAGCCAAGCAAUGAAAGCCGCUGUAGAAAGUUCAGACAGUGAAAUGGCGGAACUUGUUAUCGAAACUCCACUAAAUUCGGAGGAUAUUGAUCAUUUUGGGGAUAGUGAUGAAGAGGAAGAUCAACGCACAAAAAUCAAUAAGAUUGAUAUGAAUCCUGAUAAUAAUGGAUGGAACAAUCCUGAAUCUCAGGCAAAAGCUUUUCAUGAAGCUGCUGAUAUUGCAGGAGUAGGUUGUUCUUCACAGAAACGAAGCAUUUACUUACCGGUAGUUUGCCAACAAAAACCUCUCUGCCCAGAUUUUUUAACUGCUCAACCGGCUCCUCAUACAGAACCAGUAUAUCUUGGCGCAGAGAAG